CAUCUUGCCCCGUACGGGAGCCGCCGCCGCUUACCCCAAAGCAAGGCUGGGGCUGAAGGGUAUCCUACCCAGACCGGCUUCCUUUUCCAUUGCCAGUCCUGCUCGGCAGCUCUGCCCAGGCUGCUCAGCCCCAAGUAUGAACUGACCCGUCGUCCGCAGCACGACUCUUAGCCGCGGCUCGUCCCUGUGCCCAUCCCGCGAAACGGAGCGCGCGGGCACCCAGCCUCCUCUCCAGCCGCGAUGCCGAACGUGCAGCUGCCGCCAAAGGAGAGCAACCUCUUCAAACGCAUCUUGAAAUGUUAUGAACAGAAGCAAUACAAAAAUGGCCUCAAGUUUUGCAAGUUGAUUCUUUCAAAUCCAAAAUUUGCUGAACAUGGAGAGACUUUGGCUAUGAAAGGAUUAACAUUGAACUGUUUAGGAAAAAAAGAAGAGGCGUAUGAAUUUGUUCGUAAAGGACUUCGUAAUGAUGUCAAGAGUCAUGUCUGUUGGCAUGUAUAUGGACUCUUGCAGCGUUCUGAUAAGAAGUAUGAUGAAGCUAUUAAGUGUUACCGAAAUGCCCUCAAAUUAGAUAAAGAUAAUCUGCAGAUUUUGAGGGAUCUCUCUCUGUUACAGAUCCAAAUGAGAGACCUUGAAGGUUAUCGAGAGACGAGAUAUCAGCUUCUUCAGUUGCGCCCAACUCAACGUGCAUCCUGGAUUGGAUAUGCUAUUGCAUACCACUUACUGAAAGAUUAUGAUAUGGCACUAAAACUAUUGGAAGAAUUUAGACAAACUCAGCAAGUUUCUCCCAACAAAAUAGACUAUGAAUAUAGUGAACUGAUACUGUACCAGAAUCAAGUGAUGAGGGAGGCAGAUCUAUUUCAGGAAUCUUUGGAACAUAUAGAAACUUAUGAGAAACAGAUAUGUGAUAAACUUUUGGUGGAAGAAAUUAAAGGGGAAAUGCUGUUGAAAUUGGGACGAUUAAAAGAAGCGAGCGAAGUAUUCAAAAACUUGAUUGAUCGGAAUGCAGAAAAUUGGUGUUACUAUGAAGGCUUGGAAAAAGCUCUACAACUUAGCACUUUAGAAGAGAGGCUUCAAAUUUAUGAAGAAAUUAGUAAGCAGCACCCCAGAGCAAUUUCACCUAGAAGAUUACCUUUGAAUCUUGUCCCAGGUGAAAAAUUUAGAGAACUAAUGGAUAAGUUCCUGAGGGUUAACUUCAGUAAAGGCUGCCCACCCUUGUUUACUACUUUGAAAUCUUUAUAUUACAAUACAGAAAAGAUUUCUAUAAUCCAGGAGCUUGUUACUAACUAUGAAGCCUCUCUGAAAACGUGUGACUUUUUUAGCCCUUAUGAGAAUGGGGAGACAGAACCCCCAACGACACUACUCUGGGUUCAGUAUUUCCUGGCACAGCACUUUGAUAAACUUGGGCAGUAUUCUUUGGCUUUGGAUUAUAUUAAUGCUGCAAUUGCUAGUACUCCAACUCUAAUAGAAUUAUUCUAUAUGAAAGCAAAAAUUUACAAGCAUAUAGGUAAUCUCAGAGAAGCUGCCAAGUGGAUGGAUGAAGCUCAGUCUUUAGACACAGCCGACAGAUUCAUCAACUCCAAAUGUGCAAAGUAUAUGCUUCGAGCAAAUAUGAUAAAAGAAGCAGAGGAAAUGUGCUCCAAGUUCACAAGGGAAGGAACAUCUGCCAUGGAAAAUCUAAAUGAAAUGCAGUGUAUGUGGUUUCAAACAGAAUGCAUUUCAGCUUAUCAGCGUUUGGGAAGAUAUGGGGAUGCUUUGAAAAAAUGCCAUGAAGUAGAAAGGCAUUUUUUUGAGAUAACCGACGAUCAAUUUGACUUCCAUACUUAUUGCAUGAGAAAGAUGACCCUUCGUGCCUACGUUGACCUUUUGAGAUUAGAAGAUAUACUCAGGAGACAUGCCUUCUAUUUCAAGGCCGCUAGAUCAGCUAUUGAAAUAUAUUUGAAAUUGUAUGAUAAUCCCUUGACCAAUGAAAGCAAACAACAAGAAAUAAAUUCAGAAAACCUGUCAGCCAAAGAAUUGAAGAAAAUGCUUAGCAAGCAGAGAAGAGCUCAAAAAAAGGCUAAAUUAGAAGAAGAGAAAAAGCAUGUGGAAAGGGAACGUCAACAAAAAAAUCAAAAGAAAAAACGGGAUGAAGAAGAAGAAGAAACCAGUGGUCUCAGAGAAGAACUUAUACCUGAAAAAUUAGAAAGGAUAGAAAAUCCAUUAGAAGAAGCUAUCAAGUUUCUUAUACCUCUUAAGAACCUUGUUGCUGAUAACAUUGGCACUCAUCUAUUAGCAUUUGAAAUAUAUUUUAGAAAAGGAAAGUUUCUGUUAAUGCUGCAGUCUGUCAAACGAGCUUUUGCCAUCAACAGGAAUAACCCAUGGUUACAUGAAUGUUUAAUUAAAUUUUCUAAAUCUGUGUCUAAUCAUAGUAAUCUUCCAGACGUUGUGAGCAAAGUUCUGUCUCAAGAAAUGCAGAAAAUAUUUGUUAACAAGGAUUUGGAAAGUUUUAAUGAGGAUUUUCUCAAACAUAAUGCUACCUCUCUUCAGCAUCUACUUUCAGGUGCUAAAAUGAUGUAUUUUCUGGACAAGUCAAGGCAAGAGAAAGCAAUUGCUAUUGCCACUAGACUGGAUGAAACCAUAAAAGAUAAAAAUGUAAAGGAAGCCCCUGAGAGAGGCUCGUUUGUGCCGGGGAAGUGAAGAUUCACAGCAUCUGGCUCAGCAUUCGGUCCGGCUCUCUGAGAGCCAGCCUAUGUGUCAGCCGUGAAGAGGCAGGUUUGGGAAGCUAAGUCACUGUGGUCCACAGGUGACUCGGAAUGUAAGCUAGAUGCUACCCCAUGGCUGAACCUUGAGGACAUUCUGCGAAGUGAAAAAAGCCAGACAUAAAAGGACAAAUAUUGUAUGAUUUUAUUUAUAUGAGGUACCUAAAUUAGUCAAGUUCAUAGAGACAGAAAGUGGAAUAGAGCUUCCUAGGGCUGGGGGGAGAGGUGACUGGGGAGUUAGUGUUUAAUGGGCACAGAGUUUCAGUUUGGGAUGAUGAAAAAGUUCUGGGGAUGGAUGGUAGUGAUGGUAGCACAACAAUGUGAGUGGACUUAACGCCGCUGAACAGUACAAUUAAACAUGGUUAGGAUGGUAAAUUGUAUGUUAUGUGUAUUUUCCCACAAUAAAAAAAAAAAGAAUGGAUCUAGAGAUUAAUAACAGGAUUAGGUGUGGUCAGUGCUCAAGGGAUCCCCGGGAUUGGGAGGGAGUGCAGGAGGGGUUCUCUCAGUUAUGUGAUAUGAAGUGAGGGCUGUGGUCAAAGGGGGUUGGAUUUCUCUUCUUACCUUACAUUUCCCAGCUAUAUCCCUCAGUGGAUCUAGAAGAGCAGACCAGAAAGCAUCCUCACACACAAAAAGGUACAAGCGACACAAACAUGGCAUGACUGCACUUGGAAUACAGCAAGCUUUUGCAUUCUCUAGACUCGAAGGAAAGUUCGACCAAAGCUCUCUCUCCCCUUGGCUGCGUGUAUCCAGAUGUGGUGACUGCUGUCAUUGAAACCAGGCUGAGUUUGCGAGGCACAGCCUUUAAACCAGUGCGAGUUCCUGAACUUUCUGGGUUUGGGAUUCUUGUGAGCAUCUGAUGGAUGACCAGUAUUAACUUUCUUACCUGAAAAAUCCACAUAUACACAUCCACUCAUGGAUCCAAUUAGGAGUUCAUGGGCCUAGGGUUACACACACCCGCUCUAGACGCUGAACAAUUUUAUCUAGGCAUUUGCCUGCCGUGUCAGCCUGUCAGCCAUUGCCACCAGGUCAGUUUAGGUGCCAAUUAGGCCCUUGCUCAUAGGUACUCCUAGAAGCUGACAGUCUGGGAGGAGACAUACACAUUAUUGGUUGGGAUUUCCUAGUUUUAAGUGACAAAAAACUAACCUAACGAGCUUAAGUUAAAAGUCAAUAUAUUGGUUCUUUCUGUUUUGUUUUGUUUUGCGGUACACGGGCCUCUCACUGUUGUGGCCUCUCCCGUUGCGGAGCACAGGCUCCGGAUGCGCAGGCUCAGCGGCCAUGGCUCACGGGCCCAGCCGCUCCGCGGCAUGUGGGAUCUUCGCAGACUGGAGAACGAACCCGUGUCCCCUGCAUUGGCCGGAGGAUUCUCAACCACUGCGCCACCAGGGAAGCCCAAUAUAUUGGUUCUUUUAACUGGGAUAAUGGUUUGCAGGUACUGCUGGUUCAGGCUUAAAGAAUAUCAUCAGGGGGCUUCCCUGGUGGUCCAGUGGUUAAGACUCCAUGCUCCCAAUGCAGGGGGCCUGGGUUCAAUCCCUGGCCAGGGAACUAGAUCCUGCAUGCAUGCCGCAACUAAGGAGUCCCCAAGCCGCAACUAAGGAGCCUGCGAGCCGCAACUAAGGAGCCCGCCUGCUGCAACUAAGACCCGGCACAACCAAAUAAAUAAAUAAAUAUUUUUUAAAAAGUGUCAUCAGGAUUCAGUCUCUCUCUCCAUCUCACAAUUCUGUUCUCCUCUGUGUUCUUAGGUUUUCCCAUGGAGGCAAAGCUCUAGGCAUCCGUAUUAGUACUAGUGAUUUUAGGAGGAGAAACAGAUUCUUCUCUUCCAGGAUCCAAAGCCUCAAGAAAAGGUUCUACUUGGGUCACAGACCCACCUUCUCUCUGUGGCCAGCCUGCAUCUUGUACUUCCCCAUGGAUUGGGGAUGCGGAGGCAUGUGACUGACAGCCUUAGAAAGUGGGGAAAGGAGUUCCUGAGAAGAAAAGGUCCUGGACAGAAUACAAGUAACAGACAUCUACUGCAGACAUGUAUGCAAAUGAUUGUAAGUCCGCAUGACGAAUACUAUAAAGGAAGCGCUGUGAGGUCUAGUGGGGACAGAGGAGGGGUCAUCAAUUCUACUGGAUAUGUUUUGGAUAAAGACAAGUAAAGCUUCAUGAAAGAUAUCAUGUAUGAUCCAGUUCUUUAAAUAAAAACAGAAAUAUAUUUAUUUUGCUAAA
Lagenorhynchus albirostris (white-beaked dolphin) is the source of this 4943-nucleotide messenger RNA. RefSeq names its product N-alpha-acetyltransferase 16, NatA auxiliary subunit (gene NAA16). Gene Ontology annotation, cellular component: cytoplasm; NatA complex. The transcript has 20 exons. Gene Ontology annotation, molecular function: protein binding; protein-N-terminal amino-acid acetyltransferase activity. Lineage: Eukaryota; Metazoa; Chordata; Mammalia; Artiodactyla; Delphinidae. Gene Ontology annotation, biological process: N-terminal peptidyl-methionine acetylation. Bases 241 to 2676 code for a protein of 811 amino acids. The record is from RefSeq and is a predicted model, not a curated record.